CGCAUUUCAAGUACAACCCAAGCACACAACAACUCUAAUCUCGCUCGACCUGAGAUGGCCACGAUGGUUGACACAGUCUCAGACCUCAUCGGAGAAGCAGCCUUUGCCGACGACGAAGAAGAGCUGGAGUGGGUGCGCUCCGAGAUUGCCUCAACCUCAAGCAUCAUCCAGAAAUAUGAAGAGGAGCUGCAACAGAUUGUGCAGCAGUUAGACGCUUGGAAUCAGGAAGAUGAGGAGCUCCGGAAGCAAUCGAGCAACUCCAAGGUCAAGGAUGCCAAGUCGACCUUCAACGACAAGCCGAAGAAGGGAAUUGACAUGCUGAUUGAGUGUGGAGAGAUUGAAGAGAAGACCCCAGAGGCAGUGGCGCAAUACCUGAACACGGCGAGCGGGCUGAACAAGGCGAGCGUCGGCGACUAUCUCGGGGAGAAUGACGAGUUUAACUUGAAGGUUCUGGAGGCGUUUGCACACCUCUACGACUUUAACGGACAGGACUUUGACGAGGCACUCAGGGCGUAUCUGUCUGGGUUUCGUCUGCCGGGCGAAUCGCAGAAGAUUGACCGCAUGAUGGAGGCGUUUGCAAAGCGCUACCACGACUGCAACCCACAGCAAUUUGCAAACUCAGACACGGCAUAUGUGCUGGCGUUUGCGACAAUCAUGCUGAACACGAGUCUGCACAAUCCAAACAUCAAGGACAAGAUGUCGCUUGACAUGUUCAUUGGGAUGAACCGUGGAAUUGACAACGGCGGCAGCCUGGACGCUGACCUGCUCACCCGCAUUUACGAGAGCAUCCGCGACAAAGAGUUUGACCUGCACGACACGAACGACGGAUUUGUGGAGACGUUUGUUGACGCGGAGAAGAGCGGGUGGAUGCUCAAGGAAGGUGCGCCCGUGCACAUGCACAUGAUGGUGGCGGUGGGCCACCACUCGUCGUACAAGAUGCAGACGACGAGCGAGGAGGAGAUGAACGACUGGAUUGUGAAGCUGACGGCUGCCAUGACCAAGAACCCUCUCAUGACCCUCUACAGAGACAAGCUGCGCAAGGCAAAGGGCUCGUAAACGUGCACGUGUCAUGGGCCGGUGUACGAGGGGGUAUGUCAGGUACACAGCCAUCGUCAGGUCCAGUGCUACACUUCGCCAUCACUCGCAGUUCCAGCACUUGCACGCUGCAAGCUGCCCACUUUGCUCGUCGUUACUCAAAAUCAGUUGUCUUGUCAUUUACAUAUGUUGUUGUUGCUGUCAUCAUUUCAUUGCAUUUCAUCACAUUUCAUUUCAGUGCUUUCUCCUGCCCAUUCUCACUUGCACCCACAGGCUCUUUUCCCGCCCCCCUUGCCUUUGUUUCCUUGUGAUUGCUGUCUUGUCUCUGACCCGUCCCACAUGUGGCGUUCGUUGUCUUGAGGUGGUUUUGGUGUGAUGACGCAGGAUCGCCUGCAUUCCCGCUUCUUGUUGUGGUUGGAGGUCUUGUGCUUGUUGGCUCCAUGGCGCCGUCCUGCCUUGCUUCUCACUGUUGCUUUCUCCUUUUGUUUCUUCUUCUUCUUUCAUUUUCCAUGCCGUCGUUGCUGCUGUAGUCACGUAUAGACUUGAGAGAUACGGGGA
This is a messenger RNA of Salpingoeca rosetta, 1593 nucleotides long. RefSeq lists its product as uncharacterized. The transcript is spliced from 11 exons. Bases 55 to 1056 code for a protein of 333 amino acids. Gene Ontology annotation, molecular function: guanyl-nucleotide exchange factor activity. Gene Ontology annotation, biological process: regulation of ARF protein signal transduction. NCBI's taxonomy places the organism in Eukaryota, Choanoflagellata, Craspedida, Salpingoecidae. The record is from RefSeq and is a predicted model, not a curated record.